AUGCCCUCAAGCACAGACAGCAGUCCAUCCAGAUCUUCAUCACCACCCUCGCCUACAACCCCGGAUCCUAGACGUCCCCUACUUCCUCGGACAGUAACACAGCCCCUACCUCGUGGUGUACCGCUUCGAUAUGCCUGGAGAGGGAAAAUGACAUGGCCGCUUCGUGGAGACCCUCGUCGAUACAGCACGUUUCCACCGUACACUGAUGGCAAUCCGUUCAUCGUCUUUGGCCGCAAUGCUAUUUCUUGGCUUGUUGUCGCAUUCUGGUGGCUCGCUGCUGUCCUGAAGAUGACAGUCUGGAACUUUCCUGCCGGUCUUAUCGUAGGCCUCUUUGCUGGUGUAAUUCUCUGCAAACACUCGAACAUCAAAGUUCUGCAACGCAAGUACAAAGGCCCUUCAGUAAGGGUUGCAAGUGGUCUUUUCAGAGUUCACGACACUAACCUUUCUCAAAUCAAAGCGAAUACCCUUAGCCCACUGCAGCCGAGUGUGCCGAUUGUUCUGAGCUAUGGCGCCAAAGACGGAUCCGUCUUUGUUCAAUCCUCAGGCGGUGUGGUCGACCAAGCGUGGCAAUCUAUAGGUGCAAACAUGAGAAACAUUGUGGUCCAAGACGAAGAGAUCUUCCCGGGGUUGGACUUGAACAAAAGCCACGUGCAAGUGGCAAAACAUUAUGGCGGUGGCUACGUGCUAGAAUUGGAGGCUUUUCGCAACAUACGUUGCCUGAAUGUCCUUCGCCAGUCGCUAUUCUUCAACGCAAGACAGUAUCACAAGCCUGUUGCUGAUUUCCAAUUGCAAAAGGAGGUGCGCGCGGAAGUAGGCAAGACUAUACUGACUAGUCCCACAGACGUUUGCCUCGAAACUUUGAGGCAGCAGCUGAUGUGUCUGGCUAACGGCAGUGCGCAUGGCUUUGUCUGGGUGGACCAAACAAGCAAACAUAUAGCUCCGGACAUCAACAGCAAUCAUCGAUUCUGCUACGCCUUUGACAAAAUUCGGUUGUGGGCAGAGUCGCGGCAGGUACCUAUGACGCUGCCCAAAGACUAUUACCACCUCAACACAGGGGAUAACUGA
Pyricularia grisea is the source of this 1065-nucleotide messenger RNA. RefSeq lists its product as uncharacterized. NCBI's taxonomy places the organism in Eukaryota, Fungi, Ascomycota, Sordariomycetes, Magnaporthales, Pyriculariaceae. Gene Ontology annotation, biological process: mycotoxin biosynthetic process. The transcript is spliced from 4 exons. The record is from RefSeq and is a predicted model, not a curated record. Bases 1 to 1065 code for a protein of 354 amino acids.